AGACUCGUAGCCUACGUCACAGGCAGCUGACUCAAGCCGGAAAUCUAUUACAACAAGACAUCUUCCUAAAAUAAGCUGAAAUAUUUCGUGUUUUCGUCUGAUUUCGAAUGGAAUCGACCUUAGAGCAACACCUUGAUGACACCAUGAAGAAUCCAGCAGUGGUUGGUGUGCUUUGUACGGAUCAGCAAGGACACAAUCUGGGCUGCCGAGGCUCCCUGUCAGAUGAGCAUGGAGGUGUUGUGUCAGUUUUGGCCAAACAAGCUGCAGCUCUCACCAGAGACCCCACAGACACUCCUACUGUGUGUCUGGAGUCUGACUCAGGGAACAUUCUGGUGAGGAGUCAUGGGACCGUCACAAUUGCUGUUCAUAAAAUUGCCUCUUAAAAAGACCUUGGCCAACGAGACAAGAAACAUAUGUACAGAUAAACACAUUGGACUCAUGCCAGUUACAUGAAAAUACUACAGUGUGUC
Messenger RNA from Dunckerocampus dactyliophorus (ringed pipefish), 470 nucleotides. It is a transcript of the gene lamtor5, whose product is annotated as late endosomal/lysosomal adaptor, MAPK and MTOR activator 5. The transcript is spliced from 4 exons. The record is from RefSeq and is a predicted model, not a curated record. Lineage: Eukaryota; Metazoa; Chordata; Actinopteri; Syngnathiformes; Syngnathidae. Gene Ontology annotation, biological process: cellular response to amino acid stimulus; positive regulation of TORC1 signaling. Gene Ontology annotation, cellular component: Ragulator complex; cytoplasm; lysosome. Gene Ontology annotation, molecular function: guanyl-nucleotide exchange factor activity. Bases 108 to 383 code for a protein of 91 amino acids.